Molecule: messenger RNA, 1720 nt
Organism: Saccoglossus kowalevskii
Lineage: Eukaryota; Metazoa; Hemichordata; Enteropneusta; Harrimaniidae
Source: RefSeq, a predicted model, not a curated record
UCUUGUACCUGCUACUAUCGUUGGUCCGACAAGCGGGUGUAUUAUAAUAAUGAAUCUCAAAAAUAUGCUUCUUCGCGGAAUAUUAUUGUUUGGUAUGGUAUUUUACGGCCAUGGUCAAUAUGGCGGACAGACGUAUAGUGAUGGGGGGCAACAACAGGCGUAUACUGGUGGAGGGCAACAAGAGGCGUAUAAUGGUGGUGGGCAACAGACGUACAAUGAUGGUGGGCAACAACAGACGUAUAAUGGUGGCGGGCAACAACAGGCGUAUACUGGUGGAGGGCAACAAGAGGCGUAUAAUGGUGGUGGGCAACAGACGUACAAUGAUGGUGGGGAACAGCAGACGUACAAUGGUGGUGGGCAACAACAGGCAUACAAUGGUGGCGGUGGUCAACAGCAAGGUGCAGCUCCCAACAGUGGGCAGCAGUCUGUGGCCUUAAAUGAUGGACAAUUCCAAGGUCAAGGAAACAUGGCUGGAGGUCAGGUGGGCGGAGGUCAAACUCAAAAUUAUGGGCAGCAAACAGAUGUUCACAGAGAGGAAAUAGAAUCUGAGGAGCAUAAAUGGUUGGAUAAUCACCAUGACAAUGCCGACGUCUUAGGCGGGGACGCGUCAGAUCGAUACCCAUUUUGUGCAGACAUACUGAGUCAAGGUACGUGUUAUGACAGUAUAACGUCUCCGAGUGAAAGAAGACCAACUUGUGGAAGUGACGGUAAUCUCUAUGCCAGCAGAUGCAGUUAUGCCUUGGCAAAAUGCCAGAGUCUUCAGGCUGGUCUUGGGGAUAUGCAUCGUGUGAAAGGUCAACUGGAAAUGGAGGCGACUUGCUGCAUGUACACUUGUCGAGAACAAGAUGUUGACCGUGUGUGCGCCACCAACGGCCACAUUUAUCUUAAUGAUUGUUACCUGGCAAAUCGUAUUUGUGAAAUUGACAGGGAAACUGGCACUGAGAUUGUGGAAGCGUCAUCCAUGGACGACUGUGCAGUUGCACUCAAGGUUGCUGAGAUCAAUGGAAUGAAAUGGAUAUAUAAAAUUGCACAUCAAAGCAUUCUCGAUCAAGUGACACCGACAGAAGUUGAGGCGUUCGUUACCGACGAAAAAUCGAUAGAAGGACCGAAACCUCCUGCUGAUGUAAUUUGGGACACUUCAUUUUACCAUCCCGAUGCUUGGGAAUAUAAUACUAACGGUGGGCAGUUUAAUCAACACAAUAAUCAACCCAAUCAUAAUGCCCAACAAAACGGCCAGUACAACCAGCAAGGAGGUCCGCAGUAUGAUAUGUACAACGCAGGUGGUCAGCAGAAUGGUGUACAAAGUGGCGGUAGUCAGUUUAACGGUGUACAAGGUGGAGGGCAACAAAAUGGCAUCACGGGAGGUGGCCAGGGUGGUUAUAUGCAAGGAGCUGACGCUGUGCAAGGUGGUAGUCAGUUUAAUGGUGUACAAGGUGGAGGGCAACAAAAUGGCAUCACGGGAGGUGGCCAGGGUGGUUAUAUGCAAGGAGCUGACGCUGUGCAAGGUGGUAGUCAGUUUAAUGGUGUACAAGGGACUGGACAACAAGGCGCUGCAGUGGGAGGCGUCGGCCAGGGUGGCCAAAGUGAUUAUAUGAAUGGAGGUGCUGGCGCAGGUGGUCAGUAUAAUGGUGUACAAGGGGGCGGAUAUAACGGUCUGUCGGGAGGUGCCGCCUCCAAUGGCGGUCAUACUGGUCAGCAAAAUCAAUAUACGAACUAUUAA